Molecule: messenger RNA, 2600 nt
Organism: Cuscuta epithymum
Lineage: Eukaryota; Viridiplantae; Streptophyta; Magnoliopsida; Solanales; Convolvulaceae
Source: the annotation of a GenBank genome assembly
AUAAAAACGAAAAUUGCAGAAGCGGGAGGGGAUUAUUUCGGGAUUUUAAGCAGAACGCCAGUGGCCUUCCAAUCGGCCUGGCUAGAGUUCUUUCGAGUGCAGAGGAGAGCAGCAAUUCUGAGAUUUCUUGAUCAUAAAAAUCAACAAUUCAGUUCAGAAAUUCUUCCUCCGGAAAAGUCCCAGUUUGAUUCAAUUAGUGUUCAAACUUCCUUACAUUAUUUCUUGAGUAUUGGCACAAUUGUUUAUUGUUCAUUGUUUAGAUGGUCAAAAUGAACUCUCUGUUUCCUAGAGUUUUAACAAUUUCAUACCCAAGUACGAGUAGCUAAAUUUCUAAGUCCAGGAGAAUGAUGAAGUUGCUAUGAUUUAAUAUAAAUUGUGAUUCUAGUUAAGCCAAUUGAUGAAGUUUUAUCCAUUGUUCUUAUUCUGUUAAGUUUUUAUUUGUAUCCUACUUGCAAAUAGAUGCAUGGGUUACUGAUUAUUGGUUAUGGAAGAAUUUUGGUAGCAGCUAUUGUUAACAAAAUUAAUGAAGAAAUUUGGUGGGCCAUUGUCGAAGAUACUGCGGAAGGAAAUGUGGAAAAGAAGGGAAGAAGUAAUUUGUCAAAAGCAAAUAGUAAAUGGAUCCCACAGCCAUGAUGAUGUCUCACACUUAUUUGCCUAUAUACUUGGUAUAAGUUUGUGUUUGGGCAGAGUUUUAGCAAGCCAGAGUGUGAAUGAGUUAGCCAGAAGGAAAAAUCAUUCUUGAGCUAUUGGUCAUCCUUUUUUCUCUUAUAUUCUGCUUCCAGAAAUUAUCCCUGUAAUAGCUCUAUCAGUUUGAGUUAUUUUGUCCUUAUCCCACAAUAUAAUAAAAGCUGCUCCAUUUUCACUUGUGGAUGUAGGUCAAAAGUUUUUUGGCUGAACCACGUAAAUAUAUUUGUGUCGUUUUUAUAGUUAUAUUUAUAUUUCUCAAUACUCUUUUAUUGUUGCUGUGGUAUUGUGUGGUUAUAAUUAAACUCGAUACAAUAUAUUUUGGGUGACAUCCAGACUUAUUUCCUAACAAAUUGGUAUCAGAGCAUGUACAGUAACUAAGAUGUAUGGUUAUUUCCGCAGCGUGUUAUAUAGUCAACCGUGCUCCCUCUGCUCUACUUGAUUUUAAGACUCCAGAAGAUGUAUGGUCAGAUACUCCUCGUAAUUAUUCUGAUUUAAAGAUAUUUGGGUGUCCAGUGUACAUGCAUGUAAAUGAUGGAUAUUAGAGCCAAGGGCUAAAAAGUGUAUUUUUCUUGGAUAUGCAUAUGGGGUUAAAGGUUACCGUUUAUGGUGCCUAGACCCAAAAUCACCCAAAUUGUUAUUAGCAGAGAUGUUACAUUUGAUGAAUCUAGCAUGUUGCAUCCAAAAAGGGAGUCUUCUAGUUCUUGUGAUUCAGAUAAAACAGAGAAUGCACAGAAGCAGGUGGAGCUCGAAAUAGGAAGUGUUAAACCUUCUGAGUCAGAUCCUCAAACAAUUCAGUCGGAUACCGUUGGAGAAACCGCUGAUGAGACUUUUAAUGAUGAAUAUUGCAUUGCCCGAAAUAGAGAAAGGAGGGCAAUACAACAACCACGAAGGCAUGAAGAUUUUGUUGCUUAUGCUCCAAGUGUGGCAGAUGAAACAAGUUUAAAUGAUGAACCAUGUUCCUACUUAGAUGCUACCUCAUGUGCUGAUGCAUCAAAGUGGUUGGUAGCAACGAAUGAGGAAAUGGAGUCCCUCAACAAAAAAUGGUACGUGGACACUUGUGCAGCCAAAAUCAAUGAAAAAGGUUAUUGGCUGCAAAUGAGUUUUCAAAAGAAAAGAAGGUAUCCCAAGAGUUGAAAAUCAGAUGCAAGGCAUAAGGAAUUGAUUUCAAUGAUGUUUUCUCACCUAUUGUUAAACAUAGUUGUGUAUUACUUGCUUUAGUUGCCAUGUAUGAUUUGGAAUUAAAACAGCUGGAUGUCAAAACAGCUUUCUUAAAUGGCGAACUUGAGGAGGAGAUUUACAUGAAACAACCCGAAGGUUUUGAAAUUCAGGGAAAAGAAGAUCAUGUAUGCUUGUUGAAGAAAUCCUUGUAUGGAUUGAAGCAGUCACCUCAGCAGUGGUAUAAAAGAUUUGACUCUUUUAUGUUGAGACAUGAUUUUAAAAGGAGCAUGUAUGAUAGUUGUGUCUAUUUCAAAAUGCUAAAUGAUAGCACAUUCAUUUACUUGUUACUUUAUGUUGAUGACAUGCUCAUUGCUGCAAAAGAUAGUUCCUAUUUAGUGUCUUACUGAAUUCCCUGCUCCUCACAAUAGCCCUGAAGCUUUCGAAUACAUUGAGUCAAUGUCAGGUUAUUUCACUCUCAAAGAAAGAGAUUUUUUUUUCCACCAUUCACCAUCACCUUGACAAGUCCUUCCGAUCAGAAGCAAGAUUAAUUGUGUGUGCUGCUUUAACUUUAAGGAUGUUGUGAUUAUUUUUGUCAGUAAUUUUAGCCAGAGUACAGAGAAGUUGUUUAGGGAAGAAUUUACUUAAUUUAAUCUAUCGUUUAUGUGAAUAUACAUUUAACUACAUGUGCAUACUGAUGGUUAUUAAUGUCGUGUGGUGAUUAUCGUAAGUCUCGAAGUUCAGUCUGCUUGAGGACA